AUGGACCAUCGUCCCGAGAAGAAGGCGCCACGCAGAAAUGACUACCGCGUCAUCUUGCACUUUGAUAUCGAUUGCUUCUACGCCCAGGCAUGUGCUAACCAGCAGCCCGCCCUCAAGACCGUGCCUCUGGGCAUCAAGCAGAAGAGCAUCCUGGCCACUUGCAACUACGCCGCGAGGCGCCGCGGCGUGAAAAAGCUGAUGCUUAUUGCCGAGGCCAGAAAAGUCUGCCCCGAGUUGGUCAUCGUCGAAGGCGAGGACCUGACCCCCUUUCGCGACGUGUCCAAGCGCCUCUACGCCCUCCUGCGCUCCUACUCGUGGUCAGGCAAGACGGAGCGCCUCGGCCUGGACGAGGUGUUCCUCGAUGUCACCGACGUGGUUGCUUACAAUGUCGAGCUGCUCAACAGGAACACCCUGGCCCGCUCCUAUUUCUGUCUGUCUCGCACCGACCCCGAACAGGGCUUCGAGUAUGACGCCUCUGCCUUUGCUGGCUGCGUCGUGUACCGUUGCGGGCCCGAAGACGCCGCCCAGGCUGCUGCCGCCGCUGUCCUUGACAGUAACCCUCUAGCUAUACGCCUACUAGUGGCCUCCCACCUGGCAAACUACAUUCGCCUGAAGAUUGAACAGGACGGCUUCACGUCCUCGUGUGGCAUUGCCACGAGCAAGUUGCUAGCCAAGCUGGUCGGCGACAAGAACAAGCCAAGGAACCAGACGGCACUUGCUGCCUUGCAUGACGACCAUGUCUUGUCCUUCAUGGACGGCCACCGCCUCCGGAAAGUUCCGGGCAUAGGGGCCAAAACCACACACAUCUUGGAAGCGUUUGUCACGAGCGGAGAAGUGCCCGAUCUCGCCGACGUGGACCUCCACACAAUGGAGUGCUCCUUAACUGUAGGCGAGGUGCGCACUCACGCCGACAUAUCAGCUCCCACCCUCCAGAAUCUCCUCGGCGGCCGGCCCGGCUCAGAAAAAGGGCUGGGAACCAAGGUUUGGGCACUCUUGCACGGCGUCGACGACACCGAGGUGAAGCCGGCCCGUGACGUGCCUACCCAGAUUAGCAUCGAAGAUACGUACAGGGGGCUGAACGAGGUGUCCGAGGUCACCCGCGAACUAUUCCUCCUGUCCCUAUCUCUUCUGCGGCGAAUGCUUGUAGACCUUGUCGAGGACUCGCCGAAACCGACAUGGCUGGCGUAUCCCAAGACGAUCCGCCUCACCACGCGGCCGAAAACGUCUGCUGCCGAGGGGAGGCCAUACAACUGGUCGCGGUCCAGCCGGAGCGCGCCCAUGCCAGGCUUUGUGUUGAACGCCCCGGCGGUCCCGGCAGAUGAGAUUGCCGAUCGCCUCGUGGCUGAGACGCUACUUCCUCUCUUCUACAAGCUCCACCCGCCGCGGCAGCAGGCUCGUGGAUGGAAUAUUGGCCUGCUCAACGUGUGCGCGACAAACUUGACGGGAGGCGCGGACGGGAAAAGCGGCGUGGCCAACAACAAGAACAUUGCCACCAUGUUCCGGCGGCAAGAAGACGUGCUCCGCGAGUUCACCGAGUACGGCAGUGACGGUGGGGAAGGGGGCGGGUGGGAAGUGGCAGCAGCAGCAUCUGGACAGCCCGAUGGCACUGCGGAGGAAGGCAGCGGCGCGCUCGCCGGCUUUUCUGAUGACAACACAUGGGACCAGGACGACUAUGGCAGCAACUACCGCGAGGACAUGGAGCAAUGCCCUCUGUGUGGCCGUUUUAUGCCCCGCUUUGCACAGUCUGCCCACGACAGAUUCCAUAGCAUGGAGCAAGGAGGCUGA
Lasiosphaeria miniovina is the source of this 1785-nucleotide messenger RNA. RefSeq lists its product as uncharacterized. Gene Ontology annotation, biological process: translesion synthesis. The transcript is spliced from 4 exons. The coding region runs from base 1 to 1785 and encodes 594 amino acids. The record is from RefSeq and is a predicted model, not a curated record. NCBI's taxonomy places the organism in Eukaryota, Fungi, Ascomycota, Sordariomycetes, Sordariales, Lasiosphaeriaceae. Gene Ontology annotation, molecular function: DNA-directed DNA polymerase activity; damaged DNA binding.